AAAAUAAUCGUUCGAUUAAUUCCCUCUGCAAUCUACCAGCGUCGACCACAGAUCAACCAGAACCCCUUCUUACACCACUUCACACAAAAUGUCUGACCAAACAUUCCAUACAACCACUCAGGAUAUCCGCAAGCCUGAAUCUAAGAUCUCCCAAGCCCACCAGGGAAACAUCCCUAAGAACUCAGAUGUCUCGGCUAUGAAGUCCCUCCUCAGCGAGAACACCGACAAGAAGCAGCAGAUUGAACAGACCAAGUCCAACCUGCCUCUACCUGAUCAGCCACCAGUCGCUAGCGACUGGAACUCAUUAGACCAGAGGACAGUCAACGUUGGCUCUGGCCGUCACCAGGCACCUGUUUCUGGCGAGGGCAACAGCGCUCUGAGAGAGCCCGCAACCGCUAGCAGCAGUGUCCGUCAAGAUGGAGACGAAUUGCACAAGCAAACCCAGCCACUGGGCAAUGUUGGGCGCCAGGGGAAGGACAACCUGAGUGAUCUUCCCAAGGAUGCCCUGGCACGGUAAUUUAUGAUUUUGGGAGUUUGAUGGAUCAUGGAUACCAGUCGUGGUAUAUGGGCGUUAUACAUCAUGAGCGCGAUGAUUUUGUAUUUUAGUAGCUAUUAACGCAUACAAAUACAUGAAAAGUAUAUCUGAGACGAUUCUA
Aspergillus pseudotamarii is the source of this 656-nucleotide messenger RNA. RefSeq lists its product as uncharacterized. The transcript has 2 exons. The coding region runs from base 89 to 517 and encodes 142 amino acids. The record is from RefSeq and is a predicted model, not a curated record. Lineage: Eukaryota; Fungi; Ascomycota; Eurotiomycetes; Eurotiales; Aspergillaceae.